Molecule: messenger RNA, 2245 nt
Organism: Salvelinus sp. IW2-2015
Lineage: Eukaryota; Metazoa; Chordata; Actinopteri; Salmoniformes; Salmonidae
Product: ras-related protein Rab-1A
Biological process (GO): vesicle-mediated transport
Molecular function (GO): GTP binding; GTPase activity
Source: RefSeq, a predicted model, not a curated record
AUGGGGAAAAGAAAGACGCAGCUGGCCAGAAGAACGUUCAGAAGGGCUUUGGCUGAACUACAUUUCCAAUCUGUGUAGGAAAAAGAUUUAACGUCAUCACUCACUGACACAUGCGCAAAAGGCUAGGGAUUAUGACGAGUAAYCGACAAGUAAAGCGAGAACAACAAGGUAAACAAAGCUAUGUUUACCUAGCAACACUAAUUCUAGCGAAAUUGGUUAGUCACCGAACACUUACCUAACCAACAAGCUAUACAAAACAUUUUGGCUCGUGAAAUUGCAGAACUAUUUGCCAAACUAACGUUAGCUAAGCUAUUUACUGUACAAUAACGUUAGCUAGCUACAACAACAAGUCUUCUUUCCUACUACGAUAGUAACGCAGCUAGCUACCAAGAAGAUGAGUGUGUGACCCAGACAAGGGCCAAGAAAACACAGAUUUCGGACACCAUGAAUCCUGAAUAUGACUACCUGUUCAAGCUGCUUCUGAUUGGUGAUUCAGGGGUGGGAAAGUCUUGCCUCCUGCUUCGAUUUGCGGAUGACACCUACACGGAAAGUUUCAUAAGCACCAUCGGCGUGGACUUCAAAAUCCGAACUAUUGAAUUGGAUGGCAGGACCAUCAAACUACAGAUUUGGGACACUGCUGGUCAGGAGCGGUUUCGCACCAUCACCUCCAGCUAUUACAGAGGAGCCCAUGGUAUCAUCGUUGUCUAUGAUGUAACAGAUCAGGAGUCUUACAACAAUAUAAAGCAGUGGCUGCAGGAGAUUGGCCGCUAUGCCAGCGAGAAUGUCAACAAGCUGCUGGUGGGUAACAAGUGUGACCUCACCACCAAGAAGGUAGUAGACUACACGACAGCCAAGGAAUUUGCUGACUCCCUAUCCAUCCCCUUCCUGGAGACCAGUGCGAAGGACGCAACUAACGUGGAGCAAUCCUUCAUGACCAUGGCGGCUGAGAUUAAGAAGCGCAUGGGGCCCGGGGCCACGGCAGGAGGAGAGAAGCACAACCUGAAGAUUGACAGCACUCCAGUGCCGCAGUCUGGGGGAGGAUGCUGUUAGGCCGGUCCAGCCCUCUCCUCUCACCCCCAGAGGCCCAUGAGUAGAGUAACAGUAUUGGGUUGAAGUUGGGGUGCUUCUGACAGAACAGGAAAAUAUGGUGGUGGGAUCUUCAAGAACUGACUGACAUUUUUUACCUCUUGACCAAUGCCCAUAAUUGAGUGAGUAAGAAAGUUUUGUGCCGAAGGAAUAGUCCCCCCUCAACUCUUUUUUUAUUUUUAUUCACCGAUAUGCACAGAAGUGGAAAUAUCUUAAUAAAAAAAAAUGUGGUAUGGCAUAACUGAUGAUUGUAACUAAUCCAGCACUUUCUGUCUCUCAUUAUAUGUAUCACAGACAUUUUUUUUUAACACACACUCAAAUAUAGUGUGAUUGAAAGAAAUCAUGGAUGUUCUUUCAACUAUGGUUGACUAUAUUACUUAAGUAAUAAGGCCUGUGGAGGUGUGGUAUAUGGCCAAUAUACCACGACUAAGGGCUGUUCCUAAGCAGCCGAGUGCCUGGCCACAGCCCUCAGCCAUGGUAUAUUGGCCAUAAAUCAAAAACCCCAGAGGUGACUUACUGCUAUUAUAAACUGGUUACCAAUGUAUUUAGAGCAGUAAAAAUACAUGUUUUGUCAUACCAAUGGUAUACCACUGCUGUCAGCCAAUCAGCAUUCAGGGCUUGAACUACCCAGUUUAUAAUAUCCUUUGUGACCUUCAUGGUUCCUGGUCACACUGCUGACUGUUGAUGGUGACAAUGUGAAAUAAGAGUCUCUUUGUGACAGAUAAGGCAGAGUCUUUAUGGACAAGGUCAAUUUGUAUCAUCUUUCUGUCCGAAAUCAGAUUUAGACCUCAUUGGGCCCGUGCACCCAAACACUAUAUAGGUAGAAAUAGGGCUGCUGUUGAGGAAAGAAACGGAGAGGACAUGGUGAAGUAAAACAAUUUUCGCAACCUGGGGACCACGUGGUAAAUGGAAACCUGCAAUCAUGGUGUCCACAUCUUUAAUGUCUGAUUUAAUCAUUGUUAUAUGAUACUAUUAUUACAUGGUGGUUUUAUUACUGUGAUGUUUGUUUGUUUUUGGUUCUCUGUUUUCUAAUCUAGAAUGUGUGUAAUCAAUUAUGUUGUUGUUGUUACCUAAUGAUUGAGUGCAUAACCAAAAGCUGACAGCAUUUGGUUCUUUCUGGAGUGGAAGCUGGCUAUAAACAGGAGGGAAUUAAGGCAUG